AUGAGGGCUCAUCCAAUCUUUCGUGGGUUUUGCACUAAUUCGAUUUUUUUUAUUCUUUGCGAAGUGGGUAUGGUGGGUAACGACGACGCGGGUCAUCUCUCCGCCUCCCGGAAAAUGUUCUGGCGCUCGGCGUCGUGGUCCUCCUCCCGCACCGCCGCUGGGAACGCCCCUUCGGGCGAGGCGAAUAAGGGUUUCGGGGAUUCCAGCGGCGCAGAGGGUCCUCACGUCCAGAACCGCCGGUUCCCUCCGCCGCCACUGACGCCUCGGUCGCAGCAGAAUUGUAAGGCGCGGUCGUGUCUGCCGCCUCUGCAACCGCUCUCCAUCGCCCGGCGGAGUCUUGAUGAGUGGCCAAAGGCGAGUUCCGAUGACAUCGGCGAGUGGCCGCAGCCGCCCACCACCCCCGGCGGGAGAGGUAAUGGUAGCAAUGGUGAAAGAUUAAAACUUGAUUUGUCUUCCAUUCAGCAUAACAACCCUGAUCAUAGUAGGAGUAGCAAUGGUGGGCUUGUGAAGAGGGAUAAGAUUGCAUUUUUCGAUAAGGAGUGUUCAAAAGUUGCUGAGCAUGUGUACCUUGGCGGUGACGCUGUUGCUAGGGAUAGGGACAUUUUGAAGCAUAAUGGGAUCACUCAUGUGUUGAAUUGUGUGGGGUUUGUGUGUCCUGAGUACUUUAAGGCUGAUUUUGUUUAUAGGACUUUGUGGCUGCAGGAUAGUCCCUCUGAGGACAUUACUAGUAUCUUGUAUGAUGUCUUUGACUACUUUGAGGAUGUUAGGGAACAAGAUGGGAGGGUGUUUGUGCACUGUUGUCAAGGGGUCUCUAGGUCUACAUCUUUGGUCAUUGCUUACCUUAUGUGGAGGGAAGGGCAAAGUUUUGAUGAUGCUUUUCAGUUUGUGAAGGCGGCAAGAGGGAUUGCGGAUCCGAAUAUGGGUUUUGCUUGCCAGUUGUUGCAGUGCCAGAAAAGGGUCCACGCGUUCCCUCUUAGUCCUAGUUCUUUGUUGAGGAUUUACAGGAUUGCUCCACACUCACCGUAUGAUCCUUUGCAUCUUGUUCCCAAAAUGUUGAUGGAUCCUUCGUCAGCUGCAUUGGACUCCAGAGGCGCGUUUAUUGUGCACAUUCCUUCGGCAAUAUAUGUUUGGAUUGGUAAGAGUUGUGAGGCCAUCAUGGAGAGGGACGCCAGAGGGGCGGUUGGCCAGAUUGUUCGGUAUGAGAAGGUGCAAGGACCAAUUGUGAUGAUUAAGGAAGGUGAGGAACCGGCUUACUUCUGGGAUGCUUUUUCAAAUUUUCUGCCCUUGAUGGAUAAAUCUGGUAAUAGAGUAGAAGAUGGAAAGUUAACUAGUAAAGUUUUGCCUGGUGAAAGGAGAGUGGAAGCAUAUGAUGUUGAUUAUGAAGUUUUCAGAAAAGCAAUCACGGGAGGAUUUGUGCCUCCCUUUGCAUCAUCCGAGAAUGAACAUGAAACCCACCUGCCUGCCAGAGAGAGUAGUUGGAGUGCUUUAAGGCGUAAAGUUGCCUCUGCUAAUAUGAAGGAGUUUGUUUCUGCCCCUAGGUUAUCCUUUCCAAGGGUUUAUUCAGAUUCCAUGUUGUGUAUUCAUACAUCAGCAAAUUUGUCUCCAUCCUCAUCCCUUUCAUCAUCGUCAUCAACUAUAUCAUCAUCCUCUUCACCGUCUUAUGUUUCUCCUGAUUCCAUUUCUUCUGAUUCUAGCACUCAUUCUAAGUUUUUGUCAGAAGUGUCCCCAGAUUCUUCCUCUCUGGUUUUGACUCCUAUUCCUGUAUCUUCAUCUUUGUCUAAUUUUUCUAAUUUGUCAAUCUCUUCAAAUUCUACUUCUCAAACAGUGUCUAACAGUACAGAUAUCCUUGGUGUCAAGUUAUCACAUCCCUGGUCUCAGUCAGCCUCUUUACCAUUGAAAAAACCGUCAGCUUCCCUUGCUGAACGCAGAGGUAGUUUGUCAAAAUCUUUGAAGUUGCCCCUAAAGAAUGAUAAGAAGCAAGUAAUGGAUAAGCCGUUGACCUUUCAUAAUAGUCAAGAAUAUGACAUUGUUGUUAAUGGCAAUGUUAGCUAUUUGCAACAAUCAGAUAGUAAAGAUUAUCAUCGUGAGUCUAACAACCAUGCCAAGGAUGGAGGUGUGAGUUCAUUUCAAAAGUGUGAUCUGGCAUUAUGUCCAACCAUUGUUGACAGCAUGCACCUCAAGGAAUCAUCGCUUGUUCGGAGCUCUGUUGGGCCUUUGAUAGAUAGUUCCUCAAUUGAAGACAUAUUGCUUGGUCAAUCUACAGCAUUGAAGGGAACUAAUGAGAGUGGCUUACUGCAGUUUAAUGUCACACAGACUUCGGUAUAUCACUGGCCCAGUUUAGAAAAGAUUGAGACAUUUGGUACAGGUCAUUUGGAUUCUAAAGCUGCUUUUGUCAUAUUCUCUCCCAGUAUGCAUGUACAUGAAGGGAACAUGUUAUAUAUUUGGGUAGGGAGGUCUUUCAACUGUGACGCUUCACAUGUUCACUUGGAUAUUGAUAAACAGUUAGAUUGUGUAGGAGCUGUUGACUGGGAUCAUAUUGGUUGUGAUCUCCUUGUACAGUUUAGUUUGCCGAAGAAUACAGUCGUCAAGAUUGUUAAAGAGAACGAAGAACCUUCAGAGUUCCUUGCUUUGCUCAGUUCAUUGUAG
Molecule: messenger RNA, 2646 nt
Organism: Sphenostylis stenocarpa
Lineage: Eukaryota; Viridiplantae; Streptophyta; Magnoliopsida; Fabales; Fabaceae
Source: the annotation of a GenBank genome assembly